AACUGUUCGAAUUUUGCUCCUCCUUCUUCUUCUUCUUCUCCUCAGUUCUUCUCACUCAAAAUCCUCAUUCUUUUUUUCCCUCCAAAACAAAAAAAAAACAGUCAUAGGGUUUCGUAUGAUUGUAUAUCCAUUAUUACUAACAAUUCGAUGGAAAGUGAUACUUGCAGAAGCGAUGCCCUAGCUCAGUUCCCCUCAUCUUCUUCGUCGCAAUCGGUUCUAGGGGGAGAUUUGUCCAAGGAUGAUGAGAAAGCAAAAGAAUUUGGUUUACUCAAUGAUACUGUGAGAUAUGGGGAUGAAGAAUUUGAAUCUCAAUUUGAAACUCAAGAAUUAGAAGAUGCAGAUUGUGGUGGGUUUUCUGAAAGUGAUGGAGAAGGAACAGAUACGACUGUAGUAUUGGAGGAGGAUGGUGACAAUGAUGAUGAAUGCCGUAGUGGUGUCACUCCAACCAGUUUUAGGAAGAAGAAGGACAUUGUUUUGGGUUCUGACACAGCGGCUGACAAGUGUGCUUCAGGAUCUGUGAAAAAGAGCUGUAUGUCAGUAUCUAACAAUGUGUCAAAGAAUCUUGGGGAUGAUGAAGAGAUGGCUGAUACAAGAAAUCCAACUCCAGUCAUAACUAAUUUUAUAGAUGAUGCCAAAAGUGAUCGUAGUAUGUGCAAUGGCAACAUGAAAGGAGGUAGAACAGUCGGUGCUAAUUCAGUAGUGAAAAAGCUUUCUUUCGAAGAUACCUCAGAUUUGAAAAAUUUCUCAUUCAAAGAUAAUGAGAGUACUGAUGGAGCACAAGAUACAACUUUGUCAGUUGCUUUCAAUCAUCAACUCGCGGGGUUAAGCUAUCUUGAUUCAGAAGAACCUGGAGAAUGGACUCAAAACAAUGCUUUAGAUAUUGUGGAUAAGUUUUUGUCAGUCAACGACUUAAAGAUGUCUCAAGAAGCUGUUCCAGAGAAAGCUAGUAAUGAGAAUAACUUUUCUGUAUCAAGGACCAAGGAUACUCUAGAAUUGGCUAAGAGAAUAAAUAUCAGGAGCCCAACAAGAGAUGCGAGUAUCUUUGAUUGGCGUGAUAUCCCUGAGGAUGAGGAAGCAGGAAUUUCCUCCUUUAAGAAUAAGAAAAAAGACAGAAAUUCCUCCUGUAAGAAGAAGAAAGAAGGUUUGAACCUCGGUAAAAGAAUGAUGAGAGUAGCUCGUUCAGACCCCAGUUUAUUGUUAGAUGACCCCAAAGGAGUAAGCAAAGGCAUUGAAACAUCUGAAUUGGAGAUCAACAACAGUUUCGAGUUUAACAAACAACUAGAUGCAGUAAUCCAAGAGAAGCUGCCAGAAGUAACUGGUAUUAACAAUGAUGUAAUGGAUACGUAUGAUGUUGGUUUUGAUACCCAAAUGGCUGCUGAAGCUAUGCAAGACUUGCUCUGUGGGGCCCCUGCCAGUCAUGAUAGUGAUAGUUCUCACCAACUUCCAGAAAACACUAUUGUUUGUUCUCCCAGGGGUGAUCUUGAGAUAAAUUCUUGUUUAAAGCAUGACUUGGUUCAUAAGAAGCAUCGUUCUACUGAUCCAGGUGCUGCAAUUAGACAAGAUAAGAAAAUGAAGAUAGUGGAAGCGAAAUCACGUAAUGAAAUCACAUCCGUAAAAUUAAGGGGGAAGCAACGGAAACCAGCUUCAGGAGAGAAGCGAAAAGCAAAGGGCAACUUGAAACGGGAGGGUGCAUAUUCGGGCACAAAAUCCGCUAAAUCUGCCGACAGUAAAACGACUGUGACAGAACAGGAAAUGAGAAGCGUCAAAGGGGACAACAACAGUUUGGACAAUUUGUUAGAAUCAAAUGAAAAUCUUUCACUAAACCGAAGUCUGUUGCAGGAGGUCGGUACGUUCACACCUAUUGCUUGUCGUACGAGGCGAUCUAGAGCAGCAAAACCAUUGGAAGGACUGAACUUAUCUACCAAUUCUGUAGAAGCAAAAUAUCUGUUAAGUGGGAUCAGUCAUAGUUCUGGAAAGAGUCCUAAUUUAAGAGUCAAAUCCCAAUUGCCAAAUAUAAAGGAGCAGAGUCAGCAAAUCAACCGAGAUCUUGGAGGACUUCAUGAAGUAAGCGACUGCCGUCGGAGCAGGAGAUCAUGUUCAAAUGUAGCUGUUCACUUGAACAGAGAUGGUAACUUAGAUGAUCAGCCCAACGUGACAACGGAAGAAAUCAACUUUGGGUUUAUUCCAAGGAGGAAAAGGUCAAAAUGCAGGGUCAGAGGUUCUUUUAACAGUGAAAUAAAAAAUGAUGCUGGGUCAAUCUUAACCCCUGAUCCAUCUAUAUGCUCUCGCGGAAAGAAGUUUGGAGAAACCAUGGUGGGCAAAAAUUUAUGUGAAUCAGGUCUAGCUGAUGGUACUAUAAACUGUUCUAUAACUGUUGUGAAUGGGAAUUUGGGUCCUAAAGUUUUGGGUAAAACCAAGUCAUCAGGAGACUGUGGGAAAGAAACUGAAGUAUUUAUGUCAUCUAAUGAAAAUGAUGCAGCAUCACCGGUCUUUACGCAAUACUAUUGCGGGAAAAAAUCUAGGAAGAAAAGCCUGCUAAGACCAUCACUCGCAGAAGAACUUACUUGGUUAGAUUCUAUUGAAGCAUCGCCUAGCGUAGUGAAGGAUCUGAGGAAAAGGAGAGAUAUGGCCAGCGUGCGUGUCUUGUUUAGUAACCACUUGGGCGAGGAUAUAAUAAAACAUCAACAGAAGAUUUCAAGACGGUUAGGCAUUUGCAUUGCAUCAUCUUCUUCAGAAGCCACACACUUCAUUGCUGAUCAGUUUGCACGUACAAGGAAUAUGUUAGAAGCAAUUGCUCAUGGUAAACAUGUGGUUACACAUCUUUGGCUUGAAAGCUGCGAACAAGCUGGUUGUUUAAUCGAUGAGAAAAAUUACAUACUAAGGGAUCCCAAAAAAGAAAAAGAGAUUGGAUUCAGCAUGCCAGUUUCAUUGGCACGUGCGCGCAAAAGUCCACUUUUACAGGAUAAACAAGUUUUCAUCACACCAAAUGUAAAACCUAGUAAACAACUGGUCUCAGACUUAGCUAAGGCAGUGCAUGGUCAGAUUGUGGAGGAAAUGGGGAAAUAUGCGAAGAACAGUAACAAAAUUCCAGAUGAUCUUUUGGUAUUUUCUUGUGAAGAAGAUCACAGAAUAUGCAUGCCUCUCGUUGAGAAAGGAGCUGCAAUUUAUAGUUCAGAGAUUCUACUGACGGGGAUUAUUGUUCAGAAACUGGAGUAUGGGAGACAUCGACUCUUCAGGGAUCAAUAAUAGGAGGAUUUACCCACCACCACCCAACCAGAAGAAUGAUACAAGUUAAAACACUCAGUUCCUUGUUGUAUCUUGUUCUCGGAUGUAAAUUAUCUUCAUUUUUCUAUGUUUUUCUUCAUUCUCUCCCCAUUUUUUUGUUGUUGUAUAUCGUGGGAGUUCUCUUCAAACGUGGUUCUGUUGUAUAUCCUCUUGGUGCGUUUAAAGUUCAUCAAUUUUGUCUUUA
Papaver somniferum (opium poppy) is the source of this 3469-nucleotide messenger RNA. RefSeq lists its product as uncharacterized. The coding region runs from base 148 to 3246 and encodes 1032 amino acids. The transcript is spliced from 8 exons. NCBI's taxonomy places the organism in Eukaryota, Viridiplantae, Streptophyta, Magnoliopsida, Ranunculales, Papaveraceae. The record is from RefSeq and is a predicted model, not a curated record.